CCGGACAGCCUUCUCCCUUACGGACUUUAACCUGAAGCGUCUCCUCUUCCAAGUGGGCGGUACAACAUCGGGAGCGUUCUCGUAGCUCGGACUCACCCAAAAAGAGUUACGAGGAGCCCGCGGCGGAAACGCUUCUUACAGGAAGAGCGCCGAAGAAGACGCAAGAUGUCACAUGCGAUGUCUGGCGGCUCGCAGGCCGAACGACACUGAGCGGCGGUCCACGCAGGCACUCGUCUCGACGGGACAUCAGCGAGAGGACAUGCGCAAAGUAUCGGAGGGCUGAGAGUGCCGGGACUUAGCACGAAGAUGACCACUUGCGGAGUUCAUAUGGUGCUGAUGGUAAUCGGUUAUUUGUCCUACCUGCUCAUGGGGGCCGCUAUCUUUCAAGCUUUGGAGGAGCAGUCCGAGAGAAAAGUGAAGAGGGAGAUGGUAGAUCAGAAAAGACUGUUUUUAGAAAACCACUCCUGUCUGUCAGAGGAAGCAAUGAGAAAUUUUUUACAGAUGAUGAUGAAAGCUCAGCAAAAUGGAGUGAACUUGUUAGAAAUGGAGUCAUUAAAUCAAACCAACUGGGAUUUCAGUGGUUCCUUCUUUUUUGUUGGAACUGUUAUUACAACUAUAGGGUAUGGAUACCUGGCUCCUCGUACUGCCGGAGGUCAGAUUUUCUGUGUACUCUUUGCAAUGUUUGGAAUCCCUCUGAAUCUGAUCGUCUUGAGUCGGGUGGGCAAACGGCUUUCCUCCUGUACAGAAAGACUGGACAAGCUGCUUUACAAGCGAGGAAUUGAGAAGAAACUGGUGAAGAUUGUGACUAUGGUUUUUUUUCUUAUGAUGGGCAUCUUUCUAUUCCUGGCUAUCCCCCCCUUAGUAUUCCAUUCAAUUGAAGGCUGGAGCUAUAGAGAAGGAGUGUAUUAUGCAUUUAUAACUCUCAGCACCAUUGGCUUUGGAGAUUAUGUUGUGGGUGUAAAGAGUGGCAAACCUUAUUAUCGCUUUCUUGUGGCCUUGUGGAUCCUUUUUGGGAUGGCAUGGUUGGCAUUUCUGUUCAAUUUGCUGACCAAUUUUUAUACAGACACCGAAAAGAAGAUCACUAAAGUGCACCAGAAGAGGAAAGCAGCCAAAGCUGUGAAAGAUAUUGGGAAUGGCACCCCGCCUGUCAGCCCAAUUUCCGAAGAGACUGUUGCCCUAGAGAUGAACUGCAGUACGAUGGUGCUGCUCUCAGAACAAGACAGUUUGGCACCCAGCAUGUAACCCAGAGGUGAGAUUGGGAAUCGUCAGUGAUCUUAAUAUCAGAGACUAAAAUGGCAGGCAAGCAGCUCUAACUUGAGACAUUCUUGAGCCACCAGUUACUUUGACUCAACCCAUGUGGCACAGAGUACGAGUUUAAUUUUGAACUUCACACCAAAUCUAAUUCCUGCCUCAUAUUUAUUACUGAAAUAAAGUGUUAGGUAUGUCGAGUUCUCCUCGGUUAGUUAUGAGGUGGCAUGUGUGUAAUAUUCAAUUACACAAUUAUUUAAUCUUUCGAUAUCAACAGAAUUUAUGUGUAAAUUAACAUGAUUGAAGUGAAAGGUUUGCAGUUCAAAAUGCGUUAAGUUUGUUGCCAAUCUAAUUCAGUGUGAUGGGUAUGUACACUUCCUACGUCUUACCAGUUUUCCAGCUUCUACGUGUAUGUAAAUAGCUGUAAAUAUUAUAACCAUUUCUUUGAAGUCGUGAAACAGGGUGAUGUCAACUAAGACAACAUGCAUUUAUUUUAAACUAGUAUAAGGGCUAAAUGUAGAUUUAGUAAUGCCUCUGUGGCAACAACUUACGUUUUGAUUUAAAAUUAUAUAUUUAACAUUGAAAAAAUGUUUUAUGAUACUAAAUCUUUCUUCUCACUUGGAAAAUUCCACAUGUGAUUAAUUUGUAUUGCGAAGCAUAUGUCUGUUGCUUAAAAAAAACAAUUUUUUGAUUAAUGUUUUUUUUUUAAAUGUGGGUUUAAAUAAUCUUUUCACUCUUAAUUAUACAUUAAUUAAUGUUUGAAUUGUCCUAAAAAUGCAGUUGAACCAUCGAAAAAGGUAAGCUGAAAUGUGGCACGUCAGAAUGUCCUCCUAGUUUAGCGAAUGAUGGGGCGUCAUCAGCAGACAUAACUUCCCUUGGGUUUGACGGGACCCUUGGGUAUCCCUUGAAUUUUGAAGGCACACUGGGGUACAGGGUUUGAAGGGACCCUUGGGUAUCCCUUGAAUUUCGAAGGCACACUGGGAUACUGACUGUACAUUUACAUCAGUAAAAGACCCUCACACUUGUCCUUGCAUGUGCCUGUUUAGCAGGGUGCAAUACAUUCUUAGACAGGUUUGGUUGCAAGAAUCCGAAAAGAGACUUCCAUAAGAGAGCCACCCGUUUAGAUCAUUGCUGCAAUCACAUAAUUAAAUUGACAGGACGGGAGGGAGAGAUUGGUAACUUACAAUCGCAUAAGAAUCAACUUGGACAUGAGCGCCCUCGCGGUCACUUCUCAGAUGAUGUUUUGGUGCUGCCAAGGCCAUGACGUCCCCCAAAACCGUUGCCUACUUGACCUUUGCCUAGAGACGACACAGCUGUUUAGGUAAACUUUCUUUAUCUCAUACGCAAAAAGGUGCGUGGGAAAGACAGCCAAGAAGGUACCACAGAAAGACUUGUCAACUUAAGGUGGGUAGAUGUUGUUUUAUCAGAACCUGUUUUAGCACUUUAGUAUUUACAGUAGGUAUAAUUCACUCAGCGGAGUACCCUAAACCUUUCAGGUCAGCAUUGUAGAGCCUGCUCUGUCAGUCUAAUUUAUCUGAGAAUUAGGGUAAAGGUUUUUGAUUUGUGCUGUUUUAUUCUCUCUAAGAACAUGUGCUGUUUUGUUAAAUAAAAAGCCUGUUGUUUUUAUGACC
Erpetoichthys calabaricus (reedfish) is the source of this 2879-nucleotide messenger RNA. RefSeq names its product potassium channel subfamily K member 16-like. The record is from RefSeq and is a predicted model, not a curated record. Gene Ontology annotation, molecular function: potassium ion leak channel activity. Lineage: Eukaryota; Metazoa; Chordata; Cladistia; Polypteriformes; Polypteridae. Gene Ontology annotation, cellular component: membrane. The coding region runs from base 307 to 1242 and encodes 311 amino acids. The transcript has 5 exons. Gene Ontology annotation, biological process: potassium ion transmembrane transport; stabilization of membrane potential.